CCCUCUGAUUGGCUCAGAGCAGUCUAUUAUGAUAAUGAGGAGGGCGUGUCGUGGAGCCGGAGCCGCUGGCUCUGAGAGCCGCCUCAUUGUGUCGUUUGGACCCGGACUGGACCGCACGCAGCGCCGCGCGCUCUCUCCCUGUGUGUCGGUGGAUUUAUAGCUGUCCCGGUUCGGUGCUGGACGAGGAUUUUCCCGCCGGUUCGGUGCCGUUUUUCUUCUGUGGGAAUACCGGAGCCGUUGUGGAUUAAUGUGAUGCUCGUGCGGUCCGCGCGGAGCAGAGGUGGACUCACGGAGACGAGUUCAUCCACACACACCGUCCGGACUUCUUCUUCUUCUCUUCCUGGAUUUGGACAUUUCUCCUUCACUGAUUGGCUCCCCCGUGACGCUGCCUGUGAUUGGACGGUCCUGAAUUCAAGCCGACGCCCACCAUGACCUGCUGACAUCAUCACGCCCCGCCCUUGCCCCGCCCCGCCCCCUCCUCCCCUCUCUCUCCUUCAAAAUGGCUCAGACCGAUUGGCUGUCGCCGUGGCGUCCGCCACUGCUGCUCCUCAUCCUCACUUCCUGUUUCCUGUCCGAGUCGGUCUCCUCGACCACGCCCUUCCCCAAAGACCUGGAGCCGAUCAGCGUGGUCAGCUCGGAGCAGUCGUAUCACUUUCCAGGUUUUCAAGGUUUGCUCCAGGAUAACGACACGCUGCGUCUGGGCCUGGACUUCCAGAGGCUGUUACGCAUCAACCACAUGUUGUACAUCGCCGCCAGGGAUCACGUGUUCGCCGUGAACCUGACCACAGCUGCAGAGGACUUCGUCCCUCAGCUGAAGCUGACGUGGCGAUCCAAAGACGUCAGCAAGUGUACGGUCAGAGGGAAGAACAGCGACGAGUGUUACAACUACGUCAAAGUGUUGGUGCCUCGAAACGACGAGACGCUGUUCGCCUGUGGCACCAACGCCUUCAACCCCACCUGCCGAAACUACAAGAUGACGUCCUUGGAGCAGGUCGGUGAGGAGGUGGUCGGUCAGGCUCGCUGUCCCUUCGAGUCGGGUCAGUCCAACGUUGGACUGUUUGCUGGUGGAGACUUCUACUCGGCCACCAUGACAGACUUCCUGGCCAGCGACGCCGUCAUCUACAGAAGUCUGGGAGACGGCCGACCCGUCCUCAGGACCGUCAAGUACGACUCCAAGUGGCUCCGAGAGCCUCACUUCCUGCACGCCAUCGACUACGGUAACUACGUCUACUUCUUCCUCAGUGAGAUCGCCGUGGAGUACACCGCCCUCGGCAAGGUGGUGUUUUCUCGAGUCGCCCGGGUUUGUAAGAACGAUAACGGCGGCUCUCCCAGAGUCCUCGAGCGAUACUGGACGUCGUUCCUCAAGGCUCGGCUGAACUGUUCGGUUCCUGGAGACUCGUUCUUCUACUUCGACGUCCUUCAGUCUCUCACCAACGUGCUGCAGAUCAACCAGAGACCUGCCGUGGUCGGAGUGUUCACCACGCAGGCCAACAGCAUCCCCGGCUCAGCAGUCUGUGCUUUCUACAUGGACGACAUCGAGAAAGUCUUCAACGGGAAGUUCAAGGAGCAGCGGACCAGCGACUUAUCCUGGACUCCGGUACCCGACGAGCAAGUUCCCCGACCGAGGCCCGGUACCUGUGCAGGUGACGGCCCGGCCUCAGAGUUCAAGUCUUCAGUUCAGUUUCCAGACGAGACGCUGACGUUCAUCAAGUCGUAUCCUCUGAUGGACGAAGCCGUCCCCUCCGUCAACGACCGGCCGUGCCUCACCAGGACCUCCAGCAGGUCCAAGCUGACCCAGAUCGUGGUGGACGUCUCUGCUGGUCCCUACAAGGACCGGACGGUGAUGUUCCUGGGCUCAGACGACGGCAGAGUCCUGAAGGUUCUGGCCAGCACGCACCCAAACGACAGCUUUGGGUCCAAACUGCUGGAGGACAUCGACGUCUACAACCCGUCCAAGUGUGACGUUCAGGGUCAGGAGGACAGGAGGGUUCUGGGCCUGGAGCUGGACAAAGACCAUCACGCCUUGUUCGUGGCCUUCAGCAGCUGCGUCAUCAGAGUGCCGCUGAGCCGCUGCACGCGACACGGAGCCUGUAGAACAGCCUGCCUGGCCUCUCGGGACCCGUACUGCAUCUGGCUGAGGACCGGGAGCUGCGCCAACAUGGCGCCGGGUUUCAAGGCGGGCUUUGAGCAGGAUAUCGAGGGCGUCCACGUGUUUCUCGCAGACAGCUGCCGUGCUGACGUGUUGGCCACCACACGGAACCAAGAGUCUGCAGCCGACUCCGCCUACGGUGUCCGCCGUCUUCCAGAGUUGGACCAGCGUCCCGGUGCAAACGUCCACUACACGCUGCUGAUCGCCUGCGUGCUGGUGGCCUUCUUCCUGGGCGCCAUCUUGUCCGGCUUCCUGGUGUCGUGUUACUGCAGCCGCAGCGCCGCUCAGCGGGCGAGGAGGAUGGGCAAAGAUCCGGAGGCGUCGCUGCCGCACGCCUUGUCUCUGCGAUCCCUCGCCAAGCUCAGCGGACUGCUGGACGGACAGCCGAAGGAGGACAAACUGGACGUGUCCACCCCGAAGAUGUACAGCUCCUUCAUCCCCAACGGCCGGUCGGAGCCUCACCUCCACACCCCCGGACACCAGGGCCUGCCGCUGGGAGACCCAGACCUCAGCCUGUCCCAGUCUCUGUCUCAGGCUGAUGGAGAGCUGUCCGGACUGCCCACGCCCGACUCCACCCCGGAGCUUCCCAUCAAGAACAUGAAGGCCCUGCGGCACCAUCAGUACGAGAAGAACCAGAACUGCAACAACGCCAAGGACAACAUCCCCCAGUCCGGACCCAGCUGCUCUGGAUCCAGUCUGGGCUUCAUGGCGGUGGUCGGGAACUCUUUGACCCAGCAGGUCUUCCCUUUCUCUCAACACCACAGCAACAGUUUCAGCAACGGAGCAGCCCACGGAGCGGGAGCUUCUUCGACCUCGCUGCACCUCCCCGAGGAGAGGAAGGUCUCCAAUGAUGAGCGAGGAGGAUCCGCAGCAGGAGGAGGAGGCGGAGGAGGAGGCGGCGUCCCCCAUCACCACCACUCCCAGCAGUCCCUUCCUCAAACAGUGGUGGACGUGUCGGCGCUGGACGAGCUGCUCAAACACAUCCAUGAGGUCAGCGCGUCGGGCACCGGCGGCAUCAAGGUCCUCACCUCCACCUCCUCGUCCUCCCUGUUCCCCGGGCCCUCCUCGUCUUCCUCUGGAGGACAUCAUCACCAUCACCAUCACAACCACCACGGCCAGACGCGCACCCACCACUACAACCACAGCCAUCACCAUAGUAACCACCACAACAAUAACAGCGGAGGCGGCGGCGGCGGCGGCGGUCACCAUCACCAGCAGCAGAUCCCGGAGACGGAAUCAGCUUCGUAUUACAGCACCUCCACGCUGCCGAGUGACGGCCUCCCCAAGCGCCUGGACGGACCCGUUCUAAACUCCACCUCCUCUUCUGCCACCUCCUCUUCUUCCUCCUCCUCAUCUUCUAACAACCCCACCUCCUCCACCUCCAUCCCUUCGUCCUCCUCUUCCUCCUCCUCGACUCCGCUCCAGCAGCAGGUGAUCCCAGAGAGGCCGGGAGGAAGUGGUGGCGGCGGCGGCGUCUCAGUGACGCGCCACCACUCACAGCGUCACUCCCUCAUCAAGAUGGGCAGCGGGGGCGGCGGCGGCGCCGUGCCGCGCCACCACAGCUUCAACCAGCGGGGGGCGCAGCACCAGCACGCACACUUUCUAGCCAGGAUGAACACCAACAGCAGCAGCAACGGCCCGCCGGGCGCCAACGGCGAGAGCCGAGCGUCGGUCGCCGGCUCCUGCCUGACACGGCAGCACAGUUACAGCGAGGGGCCACACGUGCAGCGGGCCGCGGUCAUCCGGAGAACGGCGUCGCUGAAACCGCAAGUCCCGCCAAAACCGCUGUUCCUUCCAAACACGGCGACGUCACCGGCAGCAGAGGCGGGAAAAUACGACUACUGAGACCGAGACCAAGUGGCGCCAUCCCAACAUGGCUGCUACAGGCGAAGCGCUCGGGAACGUCUGCGGGGCCAAACCGAGACAAAAGAGACUCCAGAGCUUUUUGUCUCCAUCACUCAUUGCGACCCUUCAGUUGUGGUUAUUUUCCUGCUGCUGAGAGGACGCCACCGCCACCGCCGCCGCCGGCCGCCACAGCGCCGCCUCUCUGAGUCACGUCUGCUGCAGACAGGCGCUCGGAGAAUCGACAAACAAAGAUCUCUGACUCAUUUCUUCGGGCAGGCGGGGCCGCUCGGCGACAGACUGCGGAUCAAAACCGGCUCAGACUCGUCUGAGAAACACUGGAGAUGUGAAUGAUUCAGAGUCCCCGAGGCUCGAGGUGGCCUCGAAAACUCUUGAUUAAAGCGUUUUUUCUUACGAGCGCUUUGAUCCAGCGUCCCCGGUUGUUGCACCUUGGCUCAGAGCCCAGAUUUCAUUUGCAAAGAUUCAGAAUAAAAGCAGAGAGCUGGACUGCUGCGGAUCUGACAUGAAGCGGAUCUGGGUCCGCUGGGAGCGCCGGACGAUUGUCCAGGACUUUGAGUCAAACGAUGACAUAAUGUCAGAGACACCCAGAGGGACAUUCCUUCUUCUCUGUGUGUGGAUGAGACGAGGCUUCACGUGAGAGACACGAUGGACAAAAACCUUUUUGUUUCACAUUCCACACAUCAGAAGAAGAAGAUGAAAUGUAAAUGUCAGAGGUGGAGAUCCCUGACGGAGCCGUCUCCAUCCAAACCACAUCAAUGUUCUCCUUUGUACCAUAUUGGUACCUCGGCUGUUUUGUACGGAGCCCAGUCGGCGUUCGAUGGAGGAUUUCUGAUGAAUGAGAGAAAUAAUUUGUAUGUUCAGAUUAUUUCAUUGAUUCUCUCGAGUUAAUAAUCGCCCUCAAAUCUCCUCCUCC
This is a messenger RNA of Larimichthys crocea (large yellow croaker), 4925 nucleotides long. Its product is annotated as semaphorin-6D. Lineage: Eukaryota; Metazoa; Chordata; Actinopteri; Sciaenidae. The transcript is spliced from 22 exons. Bases 500 to 3994 code for a protein of 1164 amino acids. Gene Ontology annotation, molecular function: semaphorin receptor binding; chemorepellent activity. Gene Ontology annotation, biological process: positive regulation of cell migration; semaphorin-plexin signaling pathway; axon guidance. Gene Ontology annotation, cellular component: plasma membrane. The record is from RefSeq and is a predicted model, not a curated record.